This is a messenger RNA of Eucalyptus grandis, 1788 nucleotides long. Its product is annotated as DELLA protein RGL1. Gene Ontology annotation, cellular component: nucleus. The record is from RefSeq and is a predicted model, not a curated record. Gene Ontology annotation, biological process: regulation of DNA-templated transcription. Lineage: Eukaryota; Viridiplantae; Streptophyta; Magnoliopsida; Myrtales; Myrtaceae. Bases 1 to 1788 code for a protein of 595 amino acids. The transcript has a single exon. Gene Ontology annotation, molecular function: DNA-binding transcription factor activity; sequence-specific DNA binding.
AUGACGUCUACGGUGUUCUCGUUCGGGGCAUUCGAUCCUGUUGGCAUCCUAGAAAACCUUGGUUCCAACAAUGAGCUUGAUGAUGUUGUGGGAGGAAGAAGUGGAAGCAAGCAGAGUCAUUAUAGAGAAGAGGACUGGAGAGACUCUUCUUUCACUGGGACUCUCAGCUCCGAUUUUGGACUCUAUCGAGACAACUUGUCGGAGUCAGACUUCGGCUUCUCGAAAUACCAACUGCAGAACCAGGAGGAGAAUCCGCUUCCCGCUCAUGAUCUGCUCGAUGACUUGAACUUUGAAGUCGACUGUCCCCCACUCCAAACGUGCUUGAAGGAGAUUGCGAAUCUUGGGUCGAAGCAGAUUGGAAUCCAGGACAGUCAAGACGAGAAAGAAAAGGGACAUCCCUUUUUGCUGGCAUCCCUCGAGCUUCUCAAGAACUACGGGCACAGGUUGAAGAAGCUUGACGGGGACAAGAUCGUCGAGCUGAGCAGCAAUACCAGUUUGAGCAGACUCUCAGAGCAGAAUUUGUCGACCGAAGAGAUUAUCAGGUUGGCUGGAGUUAACUUCAUCCAGACCACCUCCUCAGUGGGCGAUCCGCUCGCGGCUUUCAGCCACCCAUACAGGUUAUCUUUCUCUGAUCUCUCCGAUCAGGAGAUGAAGGACGCACAACUAGUUCUAUUGCUUCUGUUCGCAGCGGAGAAAGUGUACCAUCAGGAGUUCCAUCGGGCGAGCAAGUUGCUGAACCAGUGUGACUACUUGUGCUCGAACAAGGGCAAUCAGAUCCAAAGGCUAGUUUUCUACUUUGCCGAGGCGCUGCACGAAAGGAUCGACCGAGGUAGUGGGAGAAUCCCGGUAAACACCUGUGGAAAGGGACAGAAACCUGAUCCCCAAGCACAAACGAUGAACCCGAUGCAGAGCAGGAUCGCGUACCAUCAAGAGCUCCCGUUCGUGCAGGUGGCGCAAUUCGCAGGAGUGCAGGCGAUUGUGGAAAAUGUGGCUGAUGCAAAGAAGGUUCACGUGAUCGAUCUCGACAUAGCCUUCGGGCUCCAGUGGACGAUCCUAAUGCAAGCGCUCGCAUCAUGUUAUGAUCGCCAGAUUGAGCUUCUGAAGAUAACUGCUGUAGGAACCUCUUCGAAGCAUCUGAUUGACGAGACCGGUAAAAGGUUAGUAAAUUUUGCUCAGAGCAUGAGCUUGCCCUUCACUUUCAAGUCUGUUGUGGUAGGAGAUGUGCUGGAUCUCAAGGAGGAACUUUUCGAGAUCGAUACCGAGGAAGCCGUGGUCGUCUACUCUCAGUUCUUCUUAUGGACCUUGAUACCGCAACCCAACCGUCUUGAAUCAUUGAUGAAAGUAAUUAGAAAGACCAAUCCACGUGUAAUGGUGGUUGCCGAAGUCGAAGCUAACCACAAUUCACCGAACUUUGGGAAUCGUUUUAUCGAAUCACUCUUCUUCCACGCUGCGUGCUUUGACUGCUUCGAAGCUUCCAUGAGUCGGGAAGAUUCCAAUAGGAUGGCCAUCGAAUCGAUUUUCUUUGGCCAAGGGGUUAAGAACAUUCUAGCCACCGAAGGUGAGGAACGGAUGGUCCGAACAGUGAAGAUUGAUGUUUGGAGGGCCUUUUUUGCCCGUUUCAGCAUGAUUGAGGCGGAAUUGAGCAGUUCAUCUCUGUACCAAGCGAACUUGGUCAUGAAAAAGUUCGGCUGCGGGAGGUUUUGCACGCUCGAUAUGAACGACAAAUGUCUUCUCGUUGGGUGGAAGGGCACGCCGGUGCUGUCUCUUUCCGUCUUGAAGUUCAUCUGA